CCGCGCCGAGCCCUGGGCGCCGGGCGCGGCGGCCGGGGCGGUGGCGGCGGGCCUGGCGCUGGGCCUGCAGGGGCCGCACGCGGCCUGCGACUCGGCGCCGUCGGCGCCCUCGGCCGACGCGGACGUCAGGCUGUCGGGGCCCAGGCUGUACCCAAAGGACCUGGAGAAGAUCCUGCGGCCCUCCGAGCACAACCCCAGCCCUGUGACAGUACCGCCGCCAAUGCCCGGCCUCACGCAGCAGCAGUGGCAGCAGAAGAUCGUGGCGCCCCUGUUCGGCCUGCCCAUGCGCGGCAAGGCUCACACGGCCCGGAACCUGAAGCGCUUCAUCCAGUUCUUCCACGGGGCGCGCGCCGAGAUCUUCGACCUCACGGACUACCCGGGGCCGGACGGCGACACAAGACUCUGCGAGGACCUCUGCAAGUUCUUCCACGCGAGCGAGGAGGAUUCCCAGUACGACAUCUACGACUUCGCUGCAUCUGGGAGGAUCUAUGGCGGCUUCGCGAUCAUCCUGGCCGGCGACAGCGUCGAGUCCACGCGCUCGAUGUGGAGCGCCCACACGAAGUGGCACAGGCGGUGGAUGUCAAGGACGUGCCAGGAGAAGCUUGGGGCCGAGACAUGUUUCAUCCAGAUCUCGGUGGACGAUGAGUUCGGGGAGCAGUACAUCGCAGACCUGUGCAGGUUCCGGGGGGUGCCCUUGGAGCAGAGCAAGGCGCUCAUGACGGAGUAUCGGGACCGCAUGGAGAACAUCCAAGAGGAUUCGGAAGGCGACACCCCGUACAUACACCUCAUCAACUACAACCAAAUGAUGGUCGUCAACAAGAUGAUGCAAGGGUUCGUCGGCUCCGAGGUGUGCCAUUUCCUGGCCAACCUGCAUCCCUACGCACACACCCACUACCUCUCGCGCCACGGAGAGAGCAUAUUCAACGUCGAGAAGCGUCUCGGUGGGGAUUCUGGGCUCUCCAAGCGCGGGGAAGAGUACGCUCGCCGCCUGGCCGAGUUCGUGAAGUACGUGCAGUGCGGACGAGCAGACUCAAUCGUCUGCGUAACCCUGACGCAGGAGGAGCUGCGCAGGCUGAAUGAGCGCGUCUCCGAGACACCACAGGGCCUCGUCGCAUCGGGCAGCUGGGACGGCUUCGGCGACGCGAGCGGUGCCGUAGUGGAGCCCGGCAUGAGGCUGCUGCGAAUGCAGGCCGGUUAUGGGGCGGACUUCCAGGAUGCCCCCCACACCGUCCAGGAGGUCGCGAGGGUCGCCGGCUCCCUGUACCCGACCUUGGUCUUCGUGCAGGGCGAUGCGUCGGAGCCUGGGAUGGUGCCAGGGCGCCUGUGGACGUCGUCCCUCAAGCGUACCAUCGAGACCGCCAGAUUUAUAGAGCGCAAUGUCGUGGCAGGCAAAGAUGGCAAGCCAUGGAGACAGAUGGUCGGAAAGCCUUUGAGGAGUAUAGACGAGGUGUACGCUGGCGAGUUUGACGGUCUUACAGAGGAGGACAUCAAGAAGAUCGCACCAGAGGUCAUAGCCGCCCGGUCGACCGACAAACUGGGCUUCCGCUACCCCCGUGGCGAGUCGUAUUACGACGUCUUGGCCAGGCUGUCCGGAGCCAUGGUGGACCUCGAGAGGGUGCGAGAACCAAUUCUGCUCGUGUCGCAUCAGGCCGUGCUACGCCUCAUCAUCGCGUGGAUGACUAAAAGGUCUCGUGAGGAGGCCAUCAAGAUGUCCGUGCCGCAGCACGAAGUCAUCAGGAUAAGCUACGAUGGUCUUGGAGGGCCCCGCGUAAUGAAGACCUUCCCGCUGGGACCGCGGCGGCUGCUGGACGAUGGGCAGUCCAACUUGUGAGGCAAAGUUUUCAAGUUAGUUUAGGAUUUAGUGGGAUACGGACAAGUCUGUGGCAGAGAUUUUCUAAAACAGCGAAAAA
This is a messenger RNA of Prorocentrum cordatum, 1910 nucleotides long. Lineage: Eukaryota; Dinophyceae; Prorocentrales; Prorocentraceae. The record is from the annotation of a GenBank genome assembly.